CCGACGGAAGUGUAGUGUAGAGAGGCGCCCUGACGGCGCCGGCUUGGUACGGCUGGCGGUUGGCCGGGCCAGGCGGUAAGGCCGCCUCUCCGGGUUUUUUUGACACCCAGGCUGAUCCGCCUUUCCACCCCGCCGGGUGCUCAGGCACCCACCGUAUGCCCGCCGAGCCUUCUGCACCCCGCCCCCCACCCAGGGUUCCGGCCCCCGGGGAAAGCCCUGGCCUCGUCCACCCGCCGGGACCGUAGCCUGGGAAAGCCUUUCUGUUCGGUGGGCAGCGUGGGCACCUCAGGGAUUAGGGAUAGGAACGGGGAUCCAAGGCUCCUGCCUUAUUCUUCCCAAUUAAGCUUUUCCUUCUGGAGUCGUAUAACCCCUUUCACCCUGCGGUCCAGCCUUCUAGAACCAUGCCCCCGGCAGCUCUGGGUGCCACCUGUUGCACCGGGCGCACGCCGCUGCACAGGACGGGAUGCCGUUUGGAUUCUCCGUGAAUGUUGGGAGGAGGAAUGCCCGAGCUGCCGAUUGAAAAUUAUCCAAACCAGAAAUAUGUAGGCUGGGGACCCUGAAUCACCCCCAGGAUGGACUUCCUGGUUCUCUUCUUGUUCUACCUGGCUCUGGUGCUGAUUGGUGUUGUUACGAUAUGCAUCUGCUCAAAAACCCAUUACCUGAGAGGCCUGGUCAGAGGAGGAGCCCAGGUAAUUUCCCAUAUAAUUCCAGAAUGCCUUCAGAGAGCUAUGCGAAAAGUGCUUCAUUACCUCUUCCACACACGAAACCACACCUUCAUUAUGCUGCACCUCCUCUUGCAAGGGCUGGUCUAUGCUGAAUACACCUGGGAAGUAUUUGGCUACUGUCAGGAGCUGGGGUUCUCCCUGCAUUACCUUCUCCUGCCCUACCUGCUGCUGGUUAUAAACCUGGUGUUUUUCACGCUCAGCUGCGUAAGCAACCCUGGCACUAUAACAAAAGCAAACGAGUUCUCGUUACUUCAAGUUUAUGAAUUCGAUGAAGUGAUGUUCCCAAAGAAUAUGAAGUGCUUCACUUGCAAUGUGAGGAAACCAGCACGAUCCAAGCACUGCCGUGUGUGUAACAGGUGUGUGCACCGUUUUGACCAUCACUGUGUUUGGGUGAACAACUGUAUCGGGGCCUGGAACGCCAGGUACUUCCUCAUCUACCUCUUGACGUUGACGGCCUCAGCUGCCACCAUGGCCGUUGUGAGCACCGUGUUUCUGGUCCAGUUGGUGGUGGUGUCGGACUUGUAUCUGGAGACUUACGUUGAUGACCUUGGACACUUGCAGGUUAUUGACAUUGUCUUUCUUAUUCAGAGAGAGAGAGACAGAGAGGCGGAGCUUGAGUUGGGGAGGGGCAGAGAGACGGAGACAGAAUCCAAAGCAGGCUCCAGGCUCCAAGCUGCAAGCUGUCAGCACAGAACCCGAUGCGGGGCCCAAACUCACAAGCAGCGGGACCAUGACCUGAGCUGAAGUCUGAUGCCCAAUUAACUGAGCCACCCAGGCGCCCUGAGAGGCUCAUCUUUAAAUUGAGUUGUCUUUCAUUCUUGUGUUGUAAGAAUCCUUUCUAUAUUCUGUACACUUGACCCUUAUCAGAUAUACGAUUUGCAAUGAUUUCUCCGAUUCUGUGGGUUGUCUUUUUGUGUUUUUGAUAGUUUUCUCUGAAAUACAAAAGUUUUACAUUUUGAUUUUAAGUUGAUUUUUUUCUUUUAUUGCUUGUGCUUUUUGGUGUCAUAUGUAGGAAUCCAUCACCUAAUCCAAGGUCAUGAAGAUUUAUUUACACUUACGUAUUCUUCUAAGUGUUUUUGUAGUUUUGGCUCUUACAGGUUAGGCCUCUGGUCAUUUUGAGUUAAAUUUCGCACAUGCCGUAGGGUAGGGUUCCAACUUCAUACUUUUAGUAUGUGGGUAUCCAGUUGUCCCAGCAUCCUUUUUUUGAGAAGACUGUUUUUUGCUCAUUGAAUUGUUUUGGCACUUUGUCAAAAAUUAAUUUACAAUAAUGUAGGGUUCUUAUAAAACUCAUUUGAUGGCUAAAAGAUUUCUACUGCAUUUAUGGGAAGUAGCUUGUGAGCAGUCACUGUUUUAGGUAACUGGUUAAUUCUUCUUGGUUUUUUUUCCUUUUGUUCAAAGAAAAUGAACAAGUGGAAUGUAUUCCAUAAAUGCAAGGUUGGUUCAAUGUUAGGAAAUUGAUUAGUAUUUUAUUCGGCAUUAUUAAAUAUAAAGAACAAUAGCAUGGUCA
Molecule: messenger RNA, 2232 nt
Organism: Panthera uncia (snow leopard)
Lineage: Eukaryota; Metazoa; Chordata; Mammalia; Carnivora; Felidae
Gene: ZDHHC4
Product: zinc finger DHHC-type palmitoyltransferase 4
Exons: 8
Coding region: 573-1469 (298 amino acids)
Biological process (GO): protein targeting to membrane; peptidyl-L-cysteine S-palmitoylation
Cellular component (GO): Golgi apparatus; endoplasmic reticulum
Molecular function (GO): protein-cysteine S-palmitoyltransferase activity
Source: RefSeq, a predicted model, not a curated record